GGGACCGCGCAAGCGCGCAGCCCGUCCCGGCUCUGGAGCAUAAACAAGAGUGGGGACGGGAUGAGGCGGCAGUUGGUCCCCGCGCAGCGAGAGGCGGCGAGCGGGGCGACCUGCCGGACCGGGCGUCGAUACUGAGUGUAGCGUGCUCCCGCGGGUCGCCCGAGUCGAGCUGCGCGCGCUCCCGCCAAGGGGGGUCCGAGGCCGUCGCGCGCUCGCAGCCAUGAACCUGGCGAGCCAGAGCGGAGAGGCCGGCGCCGGCCAGCUGCUGUUCGCCAACUUCAACCAGGAUAACACGUCCCUAGCUGUUGGUAGUAAGUCCGGGUAUAAGUUUUUCUCCCUUUCUUCUGUGGAUAAGCUGGAACAGAUCUAUGAAUGCACUGACACUGAAGAUGUCUGCAUUGUGGAGAGAUUGUUCUCAAGCAGCUUGGUGGCCAUUGUCAGCCUCAAAGCCCCCAGGAAGCUGAAGGUUUGCCACUUUAAGAAGGGAACUGAGAUAUGCAACUACAGCUACUCCAACACAAUCCUGGCUGUGAAGCUGAACAGGCAGCGGCUCAUUGUGUGUCUGGAAGAGUCGCUCUACAUACACAACAUCCGGGACAUGAAGGUACUUCAUACCAUCCGAGAGACACCCCCAAACCCUGCAGGCUUGUGUGCACUGUCAAUAAACAAUGACAACUGUUACUUGGCGUAUCCAGGGAGUGCGAGCAUUGGAGAGGUGCAGGUCUUCGACACCAUUAACUUGAGAGCUGCAAACAUGAUCCCAGCUCAUGAUAGUCCCUUAGCAGCCCUGGCUUUUGAUGCAAGUGGGACCAAGCUUGCCACUGCUUCUGAGAAGGGGACUGUGAUUCGGGUGUUUUCCAUUCCAGAGGGACAGAAGCUGUUUGAGUUCAGGAGAGGAGUGAAGAGGUGUGUGAGCAUCUGCUCCCUGGCCUUCAGCAUGGACGGCAUGUUCCUCUCUGCAUCCAGCAACACCGAAACAGUGCACAUCUUCAAGCUUGAGGCUGUGAGGGAAAAACCUCCGGAAGAGCCCACCACCUGGACUGGCUACUUUGGGAAGGUUCUCAUGGCAUCUACCAGCUACCUGCCCUCACAAGUGACAGAAAUGUUCAACCAGGGCAGGGCCUUCGCCACUGUCCGCCUGCCAUUCUGUGGCCACAAAAACAUCUGCUCACUAACCACAAUUCAGAAGAUCCCACGAUUGCUGGUAGGAGCAUCAGAUGGCUAUUUGUACAUGUACAACCUGGACCCCCAGGAGGGCGGCGAGUGUGCGCUGAUGCGUCAGCACAGGCUUGAUGGCAGUAUGGAGACGACCAGUGAAAUCGUAGACUCUGCAUCUCAUGACUGCCCCUUAGCAACGCAGACAUACGGCACAGCAGCUGCCAAAGGUGCCUAUGUGCCCUCGUCCCCCACAAGACUUGGGAAAGGGCAGGACGCCAACUUAGAAGCCUACACAGAUGACCUGGGUGCUGUGGGUGGUGCAUGCCUAGAGGAUGAAGCCAGUGCUCUGCGCCUGGAUGAAGACAGCGAACAUCCUCCCAUGAUUCUCCGGACUGACUGAUCCUGACCUGUGAACUCCGGCCCAGGAGCAGACAACACUGCCUGGCUGAGGACUUGAGCAUUGCUGCUAUGAACUUUGACCUGAAUUGAGGGAGAGGAUGGCAGAGACUUAAAGCAGAGGUUGUAGUUAUAGCCUAUUCAUACUGUUGAGAAAAUACAGUUUUCACUUCAGUGACUUUAAUCCUGCUUAUGAAUUUAGCUUUUUAUUUUCUCUCACUCUUUAAUUUUUUUUAAUCUUUUUUUUUUCUUUUUUCUUUUUCUUUUUUGCCAAAAUUAACUAUUUGGUGAAGUCUGUGGAGUCUCCUUGCUUUGCAUGUGUGAUGUGCCAAGCCAGCAUAGGAGAGAGAGUGGAGUGGCCACUCCAUAGCAAGCCACAGUCAUCAGGUCUCAUGCCAGGGCACGCAUGAAGAAGUCUGCGUGCAGCGAUUCUGCAGGGACAGGGCCCAUGUGCCCACCAAGACCAGCCAGGGCACCAGUGGACAGUGGCCUCUGUCAGGAGUCCUCUUGCCCUACUGCCCCACCUGGGCCAUUUUCCCUCCCAAUUUAUUAAACUCUUUCCAGAUUGGAUCAUUCUGGGACUAGCUUCCUCCACUGGAGGACUGUUGUUCUGGGUCCUAGUCUCCAUGGGCAUCUUGAGAGGGAGAGGGCCAGUUUCUGUUCUCUGUGCCUUCUCUUCUGACAGGUGAACUUGGCAGUCUACCAGGGCAGCCUGGAACCUCGAAAGGUGAUAUCUCAGUGUCGUUAAAUGCUCUGUCUCCUCCUGUCCCCAUCCAUAACUGUGACUUGGUUUUUAUUGUUGUUGUUGUUUUUAAAGGAGAGUCUAUAGCUAUUCCAAUUCCCAAAAAAGCACAAAGGUGUAAGGAUGCUAGGUCAGGGUCAGCCUCUGCUGACCUGGAGCAGUGCUGUCUGCCAGAGGCUCUUCUCCCUCCCCAGAAAGAGCAGAGAGUAGAGGGGCCCCUCCCCAUCCCGGGGAGGCGGCAGGAGACUCCCUCCUGGGGUGAUGUGCCUUUUCUUUUGAUCUUACAAGGGCAGGAAAGUGAGGUCAGAUGUCAGUGCUGCCCUGCGCCUGUCUGCUUUUGAUUGUUUGCUGUCUUUGGGGAAGGUGUGGUCUCACACUACACCCCAGGCUCUGGAACUCACUAUAAAGCCCAGGCUGGUCUCAGACUUAAAGUAGUCCCCCUGCCUCAACUUCCUGUUAAUUGGAAUUACAGGUACUGCUGUGCUGGGCUCUGUUCUCAGCUCUAUAGAAUAAGAAGUUGAGGUCCUCAAAUCUGCAUUCUAAAGAACAGAGCCCAGCAGUGAAGCCCAAGGGUGUGGCAGUGGCUUCUGCACUAUGGCUUUAGGUGCAGGGGUUUUGGAGCAGGAAAUCUGGAUAAUGUUGGGGUACCAGGUUAAUCCAGCCCAGGUCAGGCAUCCGGAUAAGAGGGACUACAGGUAGCUAGCUGCCUUCAGGCCAGUGUGGUUAUGUCUGGUAGAGUAUAUCUGCAGGGUGCCUGUAGCUAAAUCUGCUGAGGUUCCCUGUUCCUGCUGUUCAAGGAUGGCUAAUCACAUAAUUGGGGUUUGAGGGACACCCACUGUUAGUUCUGGCUGCUGUUGGCACCUGUGCCCUGGAGCAUCCGAGGAGCCAAACAGUGAGGCAGGGUUAGGCUGUGUGUGCUGGACUUUAAACUAUGAAUGUCCUGGACCCUAAUGACCUGGGACGACCCCAGCCUGUGGCCAAGUUCAGUGACUACUUCACUGGGAGACUAAAACUGGCCUUCACAGGAACUGACUGUGGGAAGCACACGGGGCUGAUUGGGAGCUGGGGUUUCCUGGAACCAAAGAGUGUGGCUGUUGCGCUGGUGACCUUGGCUUUGUGCUCUGGGUUUAGAGCUCAGCUCCCUCUGCUGAGGUCUCUCUAGGGAGCUGGGGUUUCACAGACAGUUGGAGCUCAUGUCUCCCUAAAGCAUGGUUUCCUCACUUGGAAACUUGGUCAGAAAAAGGCCGCUCCUGGAGUCUGGGGCUGUGCCUUCCAUCAGUGGUCUUGCCAGGCUAGGCAAAUUUGGUGAGCCUUCCUCUCUUGGGACAGAUGUGCCCAUCCCACAGAGGUCAGAAAAGCAAAGGAUUAGGCUCUGUGACCUCAGGCAAUCCGUACAGCACUCGCAGGCCUCAGGUGAGGGAGAGAGUGGCUGGCUGAGGUCAGCACUCGCUGUUGGGAUGCAGACAGUAGAGCCAGGCCUCAGCAGGACUCAGGUCCAAAGGUAAGAGAACAUUUUGGAAUCUGGUGUGACACACACCUGUAAUCCCAGCAGUCAAGAGAGUGAGGCAGGAGCAUGGCUGUAAAUUUGAGGCCAGCCUAGACUAUAUACUCCUGGGCAAACCUGGCCUACAGAGUGAGACCCUGUCUCAAAAAACCAAAGGAUGAUGACUUUAAGAAAAGAAAGAAAAAAAAACAAAAACAACGGGGAAUGGGAGUUGUAAAACCCCCCAAAAUUUUAUAAGAUUAGUGUGGAUUGGGACCAAAGCUUUUGUAUUUUCUCAGACAAUGAAAGCAAGAGUUGGAGUCCCUUGUCCUGCCUACACCAACAAGUGUGAGCUAGGGGCAGGUCUCAGGGGUCUGAGGUUGGACUGUACGAGAACCCUACCUCACAGGGCUGUUGUGAGGUGUGUGGGGGCAUGUCCUGUGGGUACCCAGUGCUGGGGCUGGCCAGCAAUGGACUCCAAUAAACACUAAAACUGAAAA
Molecule: messenger RNA, 4279 nt
Organism: Mus caroli (Ryukyu mouse)
Lineage: Eukaryota; Metazoa; Chordata; Mammalia; Rodentia; Muridae
Gene: Wipi2
Product: WD repeat domain, phosphoinositide interacting 2
Molecular function (GO): protein binding
Source: RefSeq, a predicted model, not a curated record